This is a messenger RNA of Zonotrichia albicollis (white-throated sparrow), 3552 nucleotides long. Lineage: Eukaryota; Metazoa; Chordata; Aves; Passeriformes; Passerellidae. The record is from RefSeq and is a predicted model, not a curated record.
AUGGCCACUCCACCCACCCUGCAGUGCCAGGUGCUGGCCAGGGCACAGCUGCGAGCUGGGCUGACUAAACCCAUCCUGUACAGCUACAACAGCCUGAGAAAACUCAGCCCCACGGACUUUGCUGGCCUGGAGAAGCUGGAGCUGCUGAUGCUGCACAGCAAUGAGAUCAGCACCGUCCCUGAGAAGGUGUUCAGAGAUUUACGCUCACUGCAGGUCUUAAAAAUGAGUUACAACAAGGUCAGAGUGCUUCAGCAGGAUGUAUUUUAUGGCCUGAACAGCUUGGUACGGCUGCAUAUGGACCACAAUCAAAUCGAAUUUGUGAAUCCCAAUGUUUUCUACGGACUCACCUCCUUGAGGCUGGUCCACCUGGAUGGAAAUUUCCUUCAGCAGCUGCACCCAGACACUUUUGUGACCUUGCGCUAUAGCCAAAUAUUCAGAAUAUCCUUCCUGAAGCACAUCUCUCUGUCUGACAAUGUGCUGACUUCACUCCCACAAGAGAUGUUUUCCUACAUGUCAGAGCUCGAGAGCAUUUACCUGCAUGGAAACCCCUGGUCCUGCGACUGCAGCCUGCAGGGGCUGGCAGGGUGGGCACAGGAGAGACCAGAUGUUAUAAAGUGCAGAAAAGAGAGAAGUUCUGGUGUCCAGCAAUGCCCAGUCUGUGCUAGUCCCAAAACUCACAAUGGGAAAAGUUUAGUGGAUCUCCCUUCUGCAUCUUUCACCUGCACGAAGCCAGUCAUUGAUGACUCCCUGAAAUCCAGAAACCUCUCGGUGCCAGACGAUGGGGAUUUCAGUUUUGUGUCUCCCAAGGACUUGAUGGCUCCCAUAGGAUCUGUGGUUUUGAAUAUGACUGACCAGGCAGGAAAUCGAGGCAACUUGGUUUGCGAUGUCCAGAGACCUAAAGAAAUGUCUCCCAUCUCAUUUGAACAAAGUGGCCCCAGCAGAGUGCUCCAAGCCUCGUUCUCAGCAUUCCUGGUGUGUGGCAUCGAUUAUGGGCACAUCCAGCAGCUGUGGAGCAUCCUGGCCCUGUACAGCAGCUCUCCUUUGAAACUGGAGCAAACCGUGGGGACAGCUGAGGAGCCUUCUGUCAGCCACAAAUACAGGCAGGUGUACAGCGAGAAGGAUGAGCUGUUCACCAGGGUGGAGGCCGAGCUGCGGGCCGAGCCAGCGUGGCUGCUGCAGAGGCAGCUGUCGCUGCAGCUGGACAGGACAGCCACCACGCUCAGCACGCUGCACCUGCGCUACGCCACGCACGCCCGCGUGGCCCUGCCCAGCCGGGACAGGGAGCAGGGCCGCCACGGCUGGGCCCUCAUUGCCAGGGACAACAGCACCCAGACGGAGCACACGGUGCUGGUGGGGGGCUCGGUGGAGCUGGGGUGCCAGGCGGCUGGGCAGCCAGCUCCUGCCGUGGGGUGGAUACUGGCUGAUGGCAGCAGGGUGCGAGCUCCCCACAUCAGCGAGGAUGGCAGGAUCCUGGUCCUCAAGAGCGGGGUGCUGACGCUGAGGACAGCUGACGUGUUCGACUCAGGGCUCUACCACUGCAUCAGCACCAACCACAGGGACGCUGACGUGCUCACAUUCCGGAUUACAGUGCUGGAUCCCCAGGUGGGACACGGCGGCGUCAAUGGAGCCCAGCUGCCCGCUGCUCUCGGCAGCACACUGCACCUGCCCUGCACGGCCACGGCUGCCCCGGACCCUGCUGUCACCUGGGUGCUCCCUGAGCACACAAUCCUCCGCCAGUCUGCUGGAAACAAACACAUUUUUGCCAAUGGCACCUUGAGAAUACAAGGGGUGAUGCAGCGAGACCUGGGCUACUUCCGAUGCGUGGCGGCCAACCGGUUCGGGGUCGAUCUUUUGGUUUUCCAAGUGCUGGCGAGACAGGAUGAAACCGCUCUGAAGAAAAGGCAUGGAGCUGUGGGAGAGUGGGAAGAGGGCUCUGGCAAUGAGCUGCUGCGCCCUGCUGCAGCACAGAGACGCCCCUCAGGCACUGCAGGCACCCUGAGGGCUCCCGGGGAACCUGCAGCACCAGCGGCCAGCAGCCAGGGCACACAUCACAGGAACAGCCACGGGAACAAGCCUCACUGGCCCCACACUGACAGGACGGGCCGGCGCUUCAGGGGACACAGGAGACAGUUCGUUCCCUCGGGCAGGAGAGCUGAUCCACAGCGCUGGGCAGCCCUGCUGGAGAAAACAAAGAGGAACGCGACAGUGGCACACAAACGGGGAGAAGCUGCAACAGAACCACCCGUUCAAGCCCAUAGGCUCUCAGAGGUACCCGGGGAUGAGGAGGAGGCAUCUGGUGAUCUCGUAUCUCCAGAAGAAGAAUUUAUGAUACCAGCAACAGAGAGAUCGCCAGUGCCUGCUCCGGGCAGAGCAGCAGAGCUCAGCAUCACUGCAGGGCCCAAGGGGACUGAGAAUCCCCCUCCUGCCUGGAGCACCUCUGUCCUGCCCACAGAGCCAAUAACUCCCCUGCCCUCACCUCCUCCACACCCUGGGGCACCUGCCAGCAAAAGGCUGCAAACACUUCCCAAACCUACAGACUCACGGGAAAGAUCCAGUUUGAGUCAAAUAUCAGCAAAUGGUGUAAAACAGCCAACUGUACCAAGUGGGACAGCCACACUCUUCCCUGCUGGGCAAAAGUCAAUACAUUCUGGGGAAAGUAAUAACCAGCACCUAAAGUCUGCAUCCAUGACACCCACGACAGAAGCUACAGGCACCAGCAAGGCUGUAACUCCCCAAAACACAGCACACAAGUUACAUGUUUUUACUGAGUCUAUUGAUAAUGUCUCCACCAGAACAGAUCACCAGGUCCCUGUGGUGACAGUCAAUGCACCAAGCUCUGAAUUUGGCCCCAUUUAUUUUCACAGUACUCAGAAAGGAGGAGCCCCUAACCCAUCUGCCUCGACUUUCACUGCUCAUCAGCAAAUUCAGGUUAUCCAGGGCAGUCCAACUCAUCCAGCCCAGCUCCAGCAGCACCAUGGAAGACGAAGGAAAAUUUCUGGUCGGAGACGAAUUGUCAGACCAGGACGUGUCCCAGGCAUGAAAGAGCCCCGGUACAAUUUUGGGAGGCCAGGGUCUGCCAGAGGAAGUACAGCUGUGGCUACAGGUGUCCAACUUAGUAUGAACUAUAUAUCAAAUGUACCAACCUUGAAUAACUCCAGCAGUUCCAUCAUCAAUCCAUUUAGCCCAGACACACCCCAGUCCUCCCCCUCCACCAUGAAAAUGCCAUUGGAGCACCCUGUGGGUACCCAUCAAAACACAGCAUUCCUCAGGGAGGAGGAAAAGAAACACAGUGCAAGGCAAAAAGCUGCUGCCACAGUCGUGUCUGUCACUGCAGAGGACACUGCCACUACUGCAGCCAGUGGAUUGGGUGUGACGGGUUUGAAGCCAACAGUCACACUUGUUCUCACUCCUCAAACCAACACCAGAGCCGCCAAAACUAAAAUACACAGAGGGGGAGGAAGGAGAGGUCAGAGGAGGAAGAGGCCUCCUAAAACACCUGCCCCACAGCGUGUGGCUGCAGCCCAGAGCACUGCAGCCACCCCUACCUAUUAA